This is a messenger RNA of Colletotrichum acutatum, 1217 nucleotides long. Its product is annotated as S-adenosyl-L-methionine-dependent methyltransferase. Lineage: Eukaryota; Fungi; Ascomycota; Sordariomycetes; Glomerellales; Glomerellaceae. The record is from RefSeq and is a predicted model, not a curated record. The transcript has 7 exons. Bases 92 to 1087 code for a protein of 331 amino acids.
CUGGAGGCCGAUGCAGAGAAUAACAAUUUGACAGAAGAUGAUGCCUCAGACAGAGCGACAGUGAGCAAGCGACCCAAGCUAACGUGUCCCCAUGUGCUACUUGGUCCCAGCUCCUGACAUGCUUCAGAGUGUGGCAUCUUCAAGCACGAGCUUGUCGAGCUCAAUCCUUCAACAUCGCUUAGAAAACGGGAGAUCUUAUCAUAAGUACAAGGACGGGAAAUAUCUCUUCCCCAACGACGAAAGAGAGAAUGACAGACUUGACCUACAACAUAACCUCUACCUGUUGACUUUGAAUUACAAGCUGGGACUCGCUCCCCCCAACAAAGAAGGCUCGGUAGUUAAGCGCGUCUUGGACAUCGGAACAGGCACUGGUCUCUGGGCAAUAGAAUUUGCCGAUGAGCACCCCGAAGCCGAGGUUUUAGGUGUUGAUCUAUCCCCCGUGCAGACUCAAUUUGUCCCACCGAACCUGAAGUUUGAGGUUGACGACAUUGAGCAGCCAUGGACAUUCAGCCGCCCAUUUGAUUAUAUCCACAUUCGAGGGAUGACAUCGAGUAUCUCAGACUGGCUCGGGUUCUUCAAACAAGCUUACUCUGGCCUUACCCCUGGUGGCUACAUUGAAUUAUUUGAAGGCCAUGCACGCACCCAGUUGGACGAUGGGACUUUGACAGCAGAUCACGCUGCUUGGCAGUGGGCGGACAAGCUCGAUGAAUGCUUCAAAAUUCUCGGCCGUCCAUUUGUAAACGUUCCCAGCCUUAUUCCCAUACUGAAAGAAGCUGGUUUCGUUGAUGUGACAAUGGUGCCUUUCAAGUGGCCAGUUGGUCCAUGGGCAAAAGAUCCGCAUUACAAAGAGCUCGGUGAAUGGGCUCUCGAGAAUUCUUCUCAGGGCCUCGAAGCCUGGACUAUGGCAGCAUUGACCAGGGCGCUUGACUGGAGCAAUGCAGAGGUCCAAGCCUUGCUUGCUCAGGUGCGGAAGGAUCUCAAAGACAGGAGCAUCCAUCAUUACACGCCUAUGUACGUCAACUUUUCACAUUCUUUCAGUUCUCUUUCGGUCGAUGGUUUGAUUCCUGAAAUCCUGAGAUGCGUUUGAUCUGAUCUCAGUAUAUAUCCCCAAUUCUGACCACGGCUAGGUGGGUGAUACACGCGAAGAGGCCACAGGACGAAGCCUUAGUCGCAGUUGGUACCAAACUUCUAGCAGAUACGGAGGAUCACGAUACUUG